AUGUAUGAUAGUAGAAUAAUAUCAUUUGCCUUAGGAAUACUAAAAUUAUUAUGUGAAUUACUGUUUAUAAUUUUGUUCAAACAUUAAGGUAAUUAAGGUAUUUGUAAAAUUUAAGAAAUAGGAAAAAGGACAAUAAGUAAAACUGAUAAAAAAUAUUUGACAAUAUUUUUGAAGCAUCUGAUAAGAAUAAAGAUUCUAAAAAGAUCAGAAUUAUAGACCGAAGUAUGAUGAUAUAAUGAUAAAUUUAGUUACAAGCUUUUUCGAUAGAAUUUUCGAAUAUAUCAGAAACAUCUAGCCUAUUCAAAUUGAUUAAAAAUGACUAAAAAUAAUGA
This is a messenger RNA of Paramecium sonneborni, 332 nucleotides long. The record is from the annotation of a GenBank genome assembly. Lineage: Eukaryota; Ciliophora; Oligohymenophorea; Peniculida; Parameciidae.